AUGGACACUGUCUUGCAUUACGCUGAUCAGUUUGUCUUUGAUAAACUUUAUGCCAAGGUUUGGCCAUCAUAUACCAAGCAAAUUGCUGGAGCAAUCGUCUCUUCCUGGCCUCGCGAUGAUUUCUGGCGUAUCAACCUGUCUCUUUUCAUGAUUACCUGUAUAUUCGGUUGGAUCCUUUAUUUGGUCACUGCUUCUCUUUCAUACUAUCUUGUAUUUGAUCAUGACUACAUGAAGCAUCCUAAAUUUUUGAAGAAUCAAGUUCGCAUGGAGAUUGAAUGUGCUGUUGGUGCAAUCCCUUGGAUGACAAUGCUCACUCUUCCCUUCUUCACUGGCGAAGUCUUGGGUAAAUCCAUGUUGUAUGGUGGUAUGCCCAAGAACGUAUACGAAUGGCUUUACCUGGCUGCUUCUGUACCUUCUUUCUUGUUCUUUACUGAUUGUGGUAUCUACUGGUUCCAUCGCUGGAUGCAUCAUCCUUUGAUCUACAAGCAUCUUCACAAGCUCCACCACAAGUGGGUCAUUCCUACUCCCUUUGCUUCCCAUGCUUUCAACCCUUGCGAUGGUUUCCUCCAAUCUCUUCCUUACCACUUGUAUGUCUUCAUGAUCCCUAUGAACAAGUACUUGUAUCUCUUCAUGUUCACUUUUGUUAACUUUUGGACUGUGAUGAUUCAUGAUGGUGAAUUCAUUUCUCAUUCUUCUGUAAUCAACACCAGUGCUCACCAUUUCGUUCACCACGUUUACUUUAACUACAACUAUGGUCAAUACUUCACCUUCUGGGAUAAGCUUGGCAACUCUCACCGUCAGCCCACCGACGAACAAUACGACAAAGCCCUUCGCGAUGAUCAAAAGGUGAUGGCUCGUCAAGCUCAUGACGCUGAGGAGAUUGAGGGUGAGACCCUUGGUUUAAAGCCCAAAACUCUUUAA
Molecule: messenger RNA, 921 nt
Organism: Mucor velutinosus
Lineage: Eukaryota; Fungi; Mucoromycota; Mucoromycetes; Mucorales; Mucoraceae
Exons: 2
Coding region: 1-921 (306 amino acids)
Biological process (GO): lipid biosynthetic process
Molecular function (GO): iron ion binding; oxidoreductase activity
Source: RefSeq, a predicted model, not a curated record